Messenger RNA from Chrysemys picta bellii (western painted turtle), 10305 nucleotides. NCBI's taxonomy places the organism in Eukaryota, Metazoa, Chordata, Testudines, Emydidae. The record is from RefSeq and is a predicted model, not a curated record.
UCUUUUUUUCCAGUAAUAGUGUGCUGUGACACUCAUGCCUGAUUUUGUAAGCAAGUAGGUCUUAAGUGAGGUGAUACUUGCGGGUAUGCAAGAGAAAUCAGACUCCUGAAAGGAGUCUAAUAGUCUGGAAAGGUUAAGAGCUACUGGUCCAAUAUAUCUCUGGUUGGUGAAACGGAAAGUACUAAAGACUUGGUCCAGCUCUUGUGAAAUGGACAUAGUCAAUCCUGAGCCUACUGUUGACCGGUGGCUUGGUGUAUUUGGACCUUUGAUCUCUCUGUACUGUUAGUUUCUCAGUUACGCCCUUCUCAGCAUGCUGCUUAAACAGUUGGUCAUACACCAGAAUUUUCCUUUGGACCAAUUUCUGCUGUUCUGGGUCACUUAAUCUCCCCAGAUGGUCAGUCGGGGUUGUAUAUUGGUCUCAAGUUAGCUGGUAGUAUGUUCAGAGGAGGGCCUCCUCUGAGAAAUGGUAACAAUUCAGGCAGAAGGAAGCUGAUCACUAGGACAAUAACUCACAAAUCAACACCAUAGCAUAUGUUGUGGUGUGUGUACAGGUAAGUGGCUUCUGUAGCCUUCAUCCCUGAGCAGUGAAGUAUAGAAAAUAAAUCUGAGAAGCCACCGAAGCAGUGACUAGUCCCAUAUAGGAAGGAAAUAGUAAAACAUUACAGCAGUGACUUCCAUCCAGUUUGUACUGUGAACUCUUGAAGACCUAAAAGUAAGUCUAAUGAAAGUGAUGUGAAUGCCUGUGCAUACUUGAGAGAAAUUGUAUAUGUGGGCAAGUGGCAUUAAUAGGCAUACUCUGGGUACAGAUGGUUCUUUAGCAUGCCAAAUAUGUGACGUAGGCACUGUGACUUAUUUCUGUAGGUAGGAUUGCUAAAAAUUAUGUCCAUAUCCCAUAGUUAGGUUCUUGAAGACUCAAGUUUUUCUGUUUAGCAUUUGUUCUUCACUCCCAUUCAAACCACAUUUUUCUAUACAUACUUAGCCUGUGCAUUGGCCAUCGCCAUCACUUCCCCUCUCCCCAUUAGAACCUCUGCAAGGUAAUUCAUAAACUCCAGCUCAGUCACACAGUUUACAGUUGUAAAAUCAGUGUGUUUACUUUUACCUCCUGAUGCAACAUAUUACAUAUAUUCCUGAUGUAGUGCUCAAUGUGAUAUUCAUUGUAUGUGUGGGCAUCUUGAAUCAAUACCCUCACUUAACUUUACUUUCUGUGAAGUGCUCUUGCUUCAUGCUGUUUCUCACCUGUUACACAUGUUGAAAGUGUGCUUAAUGGUUGCCUUCAAGAAGCAAUUAUUCUUGAAAAUCAUACCAUGAGACCUAGUAUAAGGCAAGCCUUGCCCACAGCUAGCACUCGCCUGACAUCUUCAACUUUUUCCCAGAUACUCAAUGUACUUCCUUUCCAACCUUCCAAAUUCAGUUUGUGGGUGUGCUUGUUGUAGCAUGUGAUGUUGCCACCAAGCAUUGUUUUUAACCAGGUCUUUUGGAGUGGUAUUCUCUAAAGAUUCAGCUACUAGUCAGUGUUCCAUCUUCCCAGUGAUGCUUAAAAAUGAUAGGGAAUUUUAAUUUCUUUUGGGAUUGUAAUUAUUAAAUGUAUGUUUUAUGUAACUGUGCAUACUGUUUGUGGAUGGAUUCUACUAAUUUCUAGCUGGAUGCUGAUAUUUUAACCAGUGCCUCAUUACAACUCUUGGCAUAAUAUACUAAGCUGAUAAUCAGUACCACUGAAUUGCUUCUUUUACUGAUAGCAAAUAAACUUAAAGCACUCUUUCCAUUAUAAUAAUUUUAUUUAUAUAAAUAAAUAAUAUAUAUGGUGUCAUGUUCUGAGCAUUAACUGAUAACACAAUACUGUCAGUUGAGGGCCACAGUUUAACUGUUUGUGCCUGCAUUAAAGUAUAAUUUAAAAAACAUUCAUUUUUAAACAUAUUUUCUCAUAUAUAUCUAUGUAAUUGUUCUAGGUUUGUCAUGUUUAGUACCAUUGUGUUCAUGAGAGAAAGAGCUUUCAAAUGAAACUGUAGUCAGUCCAUUUCCAAUGACCUUAAAGUAUCAAUUCCCACCAACAGAAGGACCUGGAGCUGGGAUAGAGAUGGGUCUCAUUCUCCCCACCCCCUGGAAGGUGAUAUAACUGAUUUUUUUUUUUUUUAAACCAAUCAUAAUUUCAAUCAAAUGACACCUUUAACCUUUCUAUCAUUAACAUGUCGACAGAAUUACAUAUGUUUCCAGCAGGAGCAACUCUAGUAUAAGUAGUUCAGGGAGCAAAGGUGUAACAAGCCAUUAUUGGGGGAGCAAGGAUUUUAUUACACAUACUUUAUAGAAUGGGGAUAAAUGUCUGACAAUUUACCACCUUAAGCUUGAUGUGCCUAUUGUGAGCAGCAGCAAAUCUGUUGACAGCUCUCUUCAGUUCAAGAGACUUCAGCUUAGCCGAUCACCUGUCAUGCAGUUCCUCAGGUGAUUUUUCACACAUGGAAGGCAUGAGAAUAUUCUCUCACAGGCAGCACUAGAUGGAGGAAUAAUCCCACCUAAUCACACACAAUUCAUACACAGCUAUGUACUCCCCAAACUUCAGGUAGCUUGAAAUAAUUUUCGGAAGCGAUUGUAAUGGCUUGAUUCCAUAUUUCAUCAGAUGCAUCUUCCAAAUCACUAAUGUUCAGAAAUUCACUGAUAUUAGUGUUCAUAGAUAAGCAUACCUGAGACAAGUCACACUCAGCUGCUUGCAAGUAGUCAGGUAACUUUAUUGUCCUCCUUUGGAUGUGAAGGAAAAUUCAACUUCUUAAAGUCAGUCUGCACUAACACCUUGUGCAUCCACUGCCCUGUCACCUCUUGACAUAUCUUGAUACAGCUAGUGACACAAGAAUGGAUUAAACUGUCUUUUUCACAGCAUUACAAGCAGAAACUUAUCAUGCCCAUUGAAUGUCACAACUUCAAUUCCAAAACUGUUUGGGUUGUACUUUCUUUUGAAAGGCUAUGAAUUUAGUGAGUAUAUCUGAUCCAGGAUGGGGGGGGGGAAUAUCCAAUGUUUUGUUUUCUUUGCAUACAUUAACAAUAAUUUGAGUCUGUGGUUGAAACAGUGAAUGUGCAAUGUUUGCUGUACUUCUUCCCUUAGGAACUUGCACACUAAAAUUUCCACUCAUAAUAUUGGCACCAUCGUAAGUCUGAGAAAUGCAGUUCUGUAUAUCAAUACCACACUGACCAUGUUCUUCACAUAUUUAAGGACUUUGCAUCAAGUGACUUGGCAGGAUGGAAACCAAAAAAUCUGUCAUACAGUGCUAUGCAAAUACCUCAAUGCAACUGUUUUGCUAAAAUCCUUAAUUUUGUCAACCAAUAUAGAGAAAAUAUUAGCCUUUCACUUCUUGGCUUAUGCAUUCAAGUAUAUUGUCAGGAAUGUUGAAUGAUUUCAUAUUGUAUUGAUGAAUGGGUGUAUUUUGCAUUGCAUGGUUCACUUUGUUUUCUUUAACACAUCAUUGUAUUUGGCUAUUAGUCAGAAGCUCCAGGAAGUUGUCCUUGUCAUUGCUGCUUUCUCUUUUUCUCUUUGAGCAAUCCCCCAGACUGCAGUGAGUUGCAGGACAUCUGUCACAACUUUGAUAUACAUACAUGCAGUUCUCUUGCAGUAAAUCAAAUGUGUGUCAGUAAUUUGUGACUGAACUGAAAGACCAUGUUUUGACUGAAUAUCUUCGAAUGAAGCCUACCUAUACCACUUGACAGCUCUUGUGAUUCUAUUUUCAUCCUGUUAGAAUCCUCUAUCCUUUGCCAGAGCUUUUUUUUCAGUUGCUGAAUCCAUUACCAAUAAACAGAUUUUUCUACAGCAGUGGAGUUGGAAAAAAUCUGUAAGGGAAGCAGUAAGAUGCAUUUGGUAUUUUUGCUAUAUUCAAUCCAUGAACAUAAACAAAGCUGCUCUUUUGAAACUGCUUACACUCGUUCUUGUAUUUUAUUUGAGGAUAAGAUCUUAGGUGUGGUUGCUUUGGGCCAUCAGAUACAACUUGCACAAUAUCACUUGGUCCUGGUGGAAUCUUAUUCCCUGGGAUGACCUUAUCAAGUAGGUUCCAUUUCAGCUUCUGUUCACCAUAUUACCCAGUCAUUUCCUUCCACGUCUUCAUCAUCUGGUGGUGAAUCUGAUGCUGAAUGUUCUACUUCAGAUUCUUCUGAUACCAUCUUUGUCAUUAUCUAAGGCUAUGUUUACACUACCGCGGUAAGUUGACCUAUGCAACGCAACUCCAGCUAAAUCGACCACGGGUGGAUCUAUCUCCGAGCGUUGAUCCUGACUGUAGUGUAGACAUACUAAGGUACAGAGUUCAGAGGUUAUGCUGGUAGAGCGCUCUUCUGCUGGCUUUUCCAACGUUAGGCCUAUUUCUGAAGUUGAUGGUGAGUUGUGGCAAAUUUUAGAGUAGCUGCUUUUCUUUGCAUUUUGUUUUCAGAAGUUCUGAAAUUGUCAAUGAUCACUUGAUAUUUUUUCAGUUGUAUACAGAAAUAAGGGUUUCACAGGUGGGUCCCAGGCCCCUCUUGCAAGCUACUGUUUUGGGCUAGUGGUGGGUGGGUGGAUGUAACUGCACCUGCCCCCUGCAUGUGGACUGGCCUGGGCCUGGCCCAGUACCUAAGGGAUCUGGCCAGGCUGAGAGCAGCGUCCCUCCUAGCUAACUCCUCCGGCUUCUGUUUGCUGGGGUGGGAAGAGGAAGACCGGGUGCCUCUGUCAGCGUCAUAGCAGCGCAAUUGCAGCGUCAUAGCCCUCAGGGAUAUUCCCCAAUCAAGCAGGGAUGCAGAAAUGGUAAUUAGUUGAAAUAUCACUUCAGAUGGUAUUUGUCCUAUAGGCUGUGCAUUUCAGCAGCAGUCUCCUGUCCUCUGAGGUAAGGAAGUACCUGUUUAGUGAAAUACAAACAAUCACUUCCACAGUCACACCUCGUAUAUCACAGCAGCAGAAGCGGUUUGCUCCCUUACUAUUCUAUUUCUUCAGGCAGAAGGGGUAGAAAACUAUUUUGGGGGGAGGUGCCAGCUACCCCUUGGCAUAAUCACUGGCUUCCAUUCUACAAAGUAAAUGUAACAUACUUUAAAAAGUUGUCCAGAACACUCUUGGUCAUACUAACCUUUGAUAGUUUACUCUUUUAAAAUCCUUCCCCAAAAAAAAGAGAGUAUCGGAUCUACUUUUAUGGGGAUCUACUUAUGGUGGGGCUGGUAUGGUAGCACUACCUAAAGUUGCCUAACAUUUCCCAUUAUAAGACUGUUCUGAGUUGCUUAUUUUUUGUCAAAACUUAAGCCAUUUGGGUUGAAAUUGUGUACUUCGGGCUAAAGUUUUUUGUUUUGUUUUUUUUUUUAAAUUUCAGGGCAAAACAACUCACCUGUUUGAGAACAAGGCUAAGGAAAAAUACGCUUUUCUACCAUUUCAAAAAAUUCUGAUUUACUUUUCUGAGAAACUCUAAUGCCCACAUGCUUUGGAGCAGGGACUUAAAAUUUGGCUGGUGGAUGGCUUUUGUGUCAGGGAUGUGCCUCUUACUGAUCCUCUGAAAAUCCAUCCAAACUUGGCCAAGUUAGAAGCCUUUGGGAAAACCUGUUUUACACAUCCUCAUAGAGUUCUUUAAGAUUUUAGCUGCUAAAAUUGCCAAAGAUUCUGUGCACACUGAACACGCUCCUUCUCCUGCAUGUGAUUGCCUGGCUUAGUGAACAGGAUGCUCAAUAUCUUCUUGUUCUCAUUGUUCAAUAUGUGACUCUAGGUCUUUUUUUAUUUACAGCACGUUAUUCAAACCCUUCUUCCAGUACAGAAUUAUGCCAUCGUGGGCUCUUCCAUGGUGCUCAUCAGUGAGGAAAAACCUAUAAUGGCAGAAAGCUGUAAAAGAGACCCAGUUUGGGAAUAUUUUAAUGAAGUUCCUCUACCUGUGGGUAAGACAAGAAUAAAUGCAAAGAGUGCAACAAAACAAUGCAAAGCCUGGUUGCCCGAAUGAAACAACAUCAUGAGAAGUGUUCCUUCUCAGGAGGAAGUUGCGUUGAAAGGAACACGUCUGAACAUACAGGAUCUUCAGGAGAAUCCAUCCUCAACAUACAGGAUUCUGAAGACUAUCCACCUUCAAGAUGACCAUUUUCUGUAGUUUCAGAGUUAUCUGCACUUGGACUCAGACUGUGGAAGUGAUGAUCUCUCACUUUUAACAGCUGUAGCAUCUUCUGCCAGUGUAGAAAGAAUAUUUUAUUCCUUUGGACUAAUUCAUUCCAAAUUGAGAAAUCGUUUGGGACCUGAAGAAGCAGGAAAGCUUGUUUUUCUUUUCCAGAUUAUGAGCAAACAGGAAAAUGAAGGUAAACAAGUGAGAACCAAACUGUCACAGGCCUUUAAUCACUGGCUGAAUGUUCCAGACGAUAAAAUACAGGUUAUUAUUGAAGUGACAGAGAUGUUGCACAAUGCCAGCUUACUCAUAGAUGACAUUGAAGAUAACUCAAAGCUACGACGGGGCUUUCCGGUGGCUCAUAGCAUCUAUGGAAUUCCAUCUGUAAUAAAUUCUGCUAAUUAUGUGUAUUUCCUUGGUCUGCAGAAGGUUUUAACACUUGAUCACCCAGAAGCUGUGAAAGUGUUCACUCGUCAGCUGCUGGAACUCCAUCAGGGCCAAGGUUUGGAUAUUUACUGGAGAGAUACAUACACCUGUCCUACAGAAGCAGAGUAUAAAGCCAUGGUACUGCAAAAGACAGGUGGUCUCUUUGGAUUAGCUGUGGGCCUCAUGCAGUUGUUCUCCAAUUAUAAAAGAGACUUAAAACCACUCCUUAAUACACUUGGGCUCUUCUUCCAAAUACGAGAUGACUAUGCUAAUUUACACUCCAAAGAAUAUAGUGAGAACAAGAGUUUUUGCGAAGAUUUAACUGAGGGCAAGUUCUCAUUCCCAACUAUUCAUGCUAUUUGGUCCAGACCUGAAAGCACUCAGGUGCAGAAUAUUUUGCGUCAAAGGACAGAAAAUGUAGAUAUAAAAAAAUACUGUGUACAUUACCUUGAGAAUGUAGGUUCCUUUGAGUACACUCGGCAAACGCUGCAAAAGCUUGAAUCUGAAGCAUAUAAACAGAUUGAGUCACUUGGGGGAAACCCUGAACUUGUAGCACUAGUUGAACACUUAAGCAAAAUGUUCAAAGAAAAUGAAAAUUAACUAAUUGAUUUGACUUGUGGUUUGGGGAGGGAAACUUUAAAACCAGAAUGUAUUAACUAGACUUUCGUACUAAAUCGAUGUAAAGAAAAGUGUAAAAAUGAUGCUUAUUUAAAAUUACUUAUAGAAACUGCUAUAUUAGAUAUUGUGUAAGUAGUAAUUGAAGGGUAUUUGUAUGCACCACAAAUUCUCUGCAGCUUUAAUUACAACUGCUUACAAAAUAUUGCAUAGAGAAAUAAACUUGCAUAGAUCUGUUAAGGUAAAAUUGUUAAUUUUAGUUUUUCAUGUGAAUCUUUCAGUUGUAAUCUCCACUGCACAGUCAUUGGUGUUUAUUUUAGCUAUAGAGUUUGUGUCCUCUAAGAACACUGCAGGUUUUAAUCUGGUUGAGAUAGGAUUGACUAAAUUUCCAUAUUAAAUUGAAUUUGCUCUGUUUAGGAGCUUUUGUAUUUUUUUUAAACAUGGAGAUUUAGGUAACACUUUUUUGCAAUAUAUUCCUUGUCCUUUUUAAAGUUAACAAAAAUAGGUUUUAUUAAAGUGGAAUGGAUGGAGAAGAAAGGCUCCACAAUGGUCAAUGACUUUUUCUGUACAACAAACCAAUCUAGAUGUGUCGCCACAGAGGCAGAUGUGGGGAACGAUGGUAUACUAGGCAAAUCAGUGUUGCCAAAUGGAUUUGAAAUCAUGAGUUAUUUUUAGUCUGAAUCAUUCAGAACAUUAGUUUGGCCAACAAGGGCACAGGCAUUGUCCAUUCAAGUGGCACUAACACUCUGGUCUGAUAUACCACCUUAGUACCAAUUUCUUGAUAGUCUCCUUUAGGUAAUUUAGUUAAGAAUAAGUGGAGUAUUUACUUCCUUUGUACUUGUGAUGGAAUCUCUUAAGUAUUAGAGCAGACUAGUUUGGUUAUAUCAAAUCAGAUGAUUUUCUGACUUAAAGAUAUGUCAAACCUGCACCAAUAGCCAAAAGCUCAUAUUGGAUGUUAAAGCUGGCACGCAAGUUUAAAAAAAAAUUUCAUUGGUGACAGUUUCAAAAAAACAAACAUAAAAACAGAUUAACUGCAAAUAGUAACAUAGCAAAUGGUCACCUAGUGUCUUUAGUUACCUCCGUGCUUCAGAUAUAUUGCCAAAAAUUCUCCUUGUGAUUUAAUGUCUUAAACUUUAAAUGUAAUUGAGAAAAUAUGUAUGCACACAAUCCCAUAGUUCUAAUUUCAAUUUCUGGGUGGCCGUAGGGCCACGUCUAUAUUAUAAAACAUGUCGACUCAAGUUACGUCGACAUACUGCCACCACAGUUAGUACAUCACUUGUGCACAUGUGUAGUUGGCUCCUUGUGUCGGCGGUGCACAUACUCACCAGGGGGCUUGUAUUGAUAGAGUGCAGUGUAGCUAUCCCACUGUGCAGUCCAGCACAAUGUCUUUUGGGAAGUUUUGGCAGUGAAUGAAGGGACUAAAAUAAGUCAUGCAGGGGUGACUAGGAGCAUGGGGUCAACCUCCCAGUUUGCUAAUGACUCGCAGGCUACCAUCUCUGACAGUAGCAUGGAACCUACACGGCUCUGCUCUGUUGUCAUGAGCGUUGCAAGCCCAGGGUACGCAAUCCUGGAAUAUUUGCAGAGCAACAAGAAGAACUAAAUGAGUGGGGAACAUGACUGUUCCUUGGAGGACAGAUUGCUGUGGGGCAUAGUGAGAACCAGUUCAAAGUUAUUGGCAUUAAUGGAGCAGCUGCAGAUGGUGGAGCGCCGUUUCUGGGCCCAAGAAACAAGCACUAACUUGUGGGAUCAUAAGAUUUGGGAUGAUUAGCAGUGGCUGCAGAACUUUCAGAUGUGCAAGACCACAUUCCUGGAUCUGUGCACUGAGCUUGCCCCAGCCCUCUAGCGCAAGGACACCAAAACGAGAGCUGCACUGAUGGUGGAGAAGCGAGUGGCAAUUGCACUAUGAAACUUGCUAUGCCAAAUUGAUUCCUGACUGACCGUAGCAAUUUGAAGUGAGGAAAUCCACCAUAGUGGCCCUUAAUUGCUGCCUCCUAUGCAGGACUGUGACUUUAGGCAAUGUGCAGGACAUGAUGGAUGGAUUUUCAGCAAUGGAAUUCCCAAACUGCGGUGGAGUAAUAGAUAGCAUGCAUAUCCCUAUUUUGGCACUAGAGCACCUUGCCGCUGUACAUCAACAGAGGUGGCUACUUUUCUAUGGUUAUGCAAACAUUGGUCGAUCACUGGAGAUGCUUCAUUGACAUCAGUGUGGGCUGGUCAAGGAAGGCACAUGACACUCAUUUAGGAACACAGGGUUGUUCAGAAAGCUACAAGAAGUCUCCUUUCUGACCAGUGGAUUACCACUGGGAACAUUCAAAUGCCAAUACUGAUCAUGGGUAACCCAGCCUACCCCAGGCACCUCAACAGCACCAAGGAACGGUUCAACUAUUGGCUCAGCAAGUGCAGAACAACAGAUGAAUGUGCUUUUGGCCAUUUGAAGGGUUGCUGACAUUGUUUACUUGCAAGAUGGGACCUUGGUGAGAAAAAUAUCCCAAUGAUUAUACUAUAUGCGGAGUCCUGCAUGCUAUAUGUGAAGUGAUGGGGAAAAAUUUCUACCAGAGUGGAGGGCAAAGGUGGAGUGACUGUCUCCUGAAUCUGAACAGCCAGAUACCAGCAGGGCCAGCUUUAGGACCUGCAGGGCCCGAUUCGAAUACCCGGCGGCAGUCCGGGUCUUCAGCACUUCGGCGGCGGGGGGUCCGCUCCACAUCUUCCGCGGCACUGAAGAACCCCCGCCGCCAAAAUGCCGCUGAAGACCCGGAGCGGACCCCCCGCCGCCAAAGUGCCGCUGAAGACCCGGAGCGGACCACCGCCAAGUGAAUAUGAGUAAAAAAAACUUAAGGCGCCUAAGGUGCAGGGCCCUCUUAGGCGCAGGGCCUGAUUCCGGGGAAUCGGCCUAAAGCCAGCCCUGGAUACUAGGGUCCUUAAAAGAGCUCAAUUUAGAGGUAUAUGGCUCAGAGCCUUUGAAAGACCAUUUUACCAACGAGCCAGCAUUUUGUAGUGUUCUCUACCUGGCCAUGUUUUUUGGUGGCCUGGUAGGAGUCAUGUGGUGACUGCUGUAUGUCUGUGUACCUAGUAAUUUUGUUUGUAAAUGAUCCUAUAAGUUGUGUGACACUAUGCAAUAACAGCUAAUUGAUAAUGUUCAGAACUGCUGAUCCCUUGGCAGCAUAUGUUGUGAAUUAAUAAAGAUGAAUUAUGUUCCAAA